AACCAUUACUCCUAUUUCACGACACAUGUAUAAGGGUCGUUUGGAUGGAUUAAUUGUCAAUGUGUAAUUUAUUGACUCAAUCACUCAUUAAUUAUUCACGUGAUAUUUCAACAGUAAUAUAGUCAAAAAUCUCGUUUGGCUCAACCAUUCACAUGAGGUAUUUGAAUAAUAACAAAAAGGAGUAAAAACGAAUUAUUUCGAAAUAACAUAAGAUAACAGUUAUUUCAAAUAACAUGUUUUAAAGUUAUUUUGUAAAUAACUCACCGCCCACAUAACUUAUCUUAGUGAAAUAUUUAAAAAUUAAUUAUUUGUUAGUUAUUAUCUCCAUCCAAACCCCACAAAGUAUAAAGAAAGAACAAUGCUUAAGAGGCAUAUUUAAUGAAGUUCAAACUAUGCUGAUAAAAAUUGCAAGGCUAAAUUGUUGUUAAAGGAGUUCUUUAACCGAUGUCUGAUUUGUCACUAACCCUAACUCCAAAUCCAGAGAAACGUCGUUGUAACUAUAUCAUUGUCUGAAGGGUCCCACCCCCCAGCUAUAAAUAAGAGUUUUGCUGCCCUGGUAAUUACCAUCAGAAGAAGAACUAGACAGAGCUAGAGCAAGAAAAAUUGAGGAACAGAGAUAAAAAAAAAAAGAUUCAUUGAACCACACAGAAGAGCGAUAAAAAAAAUGUCAAUCUCUUUUAGAACAUUCGGCUCCUCCCUCUCAUCCCUCUACUCCAAACUAAGCUCCCGGAGGAAGCCGGCCGCCGUCGAAGAUGAGCCAUCGGAGCACGACCAAGCGGAAUCAUCGCUAGCCAGAGCCGCCCGGAUCAAACCCAUAUUCAGGUCACUCUACAACGGCCUAGCCAGCCACUGCGGUCCCACCGCCGGUGACAACGAUCCGGAGGAUUGCCAGGAGGUCAUCGCCAGCGACCUGGAGUGGUGGUUCCACGGCCCGCCGGGGUGCGACUACAUGAUGAGGAUGCUGACGGGGCAGCUGGCGCCGGACCAGUCUGUCAUCCGGUUCGAGCCACGUAGCAUCGAGGCGGUCGGGGACUGCGUGAUCGCCGAAGGGUGGGAAGGCAAUGUGUACUGGGUGCACGUGUGGACGGUGAGGGAGGAUCAUGGUCUGGUCGUCAUCACUCAGUUCAGGGAGUAUUUCAACACGUGGCUCACCGUCAAAUACGUCACUGGCGGCGGGUAUCCAUUGCCGGCCGGUAGUGACCAUCGGCGGACCCCGUCGCCGGAGAGGAUUACUUUAUGGAGGAGCCAGCCGGCGGAUCUUUACAAACGCUCUUUGCCUGGCCUUGUCCUGGCCAUCUAAUGAUCAUUUUCUUUGUUUCAAUUUUAACUAAAUGUAUGUAUUUUUUCUUAAUUGAUAAUAUGGUCGACAUUUCUUUUCCUUUUCUCUCUGAGGGUCGUGGGUUGUUUCUAUGAGUUAUUUUGUCACUAAUAACUCAUAAUUAAUCAUAGGACUAAAAUAAUUUGUUUGGAUGCCCAUUUAGCGAAUAAGGAAUUGUGAGCCAU
Messenger RNA from Linum trigynum, 1503 nucleotides. The record is from the annotation of a GenBank genome assembly. Lineage: Eukaryota; Viridiplantae; Streptophyta; Magnoliopsida; Malpighiales; Linaceae.